Molecule: messenger RNA, 2328 nt
Organism: Ilex paraguariensis (yerba mate)
Lineage: Eukaryota; Viridiplantae; Streptophyta; Magnoliopsida; Aquifoliales; Aquifoliaceae
Source: the annotation of a GenBank genome assembly
CACACAGGCCACACUUUCUUAAGAUUCCUGAAAACAAUUCUCUGUAAACUCUCUCCAUUUCUCUCUUAUUUCUUACACAUAUCCUUCAGAAUCUAUGCCUGAAAAUUCCCCACGGAUUUCGUUUUCUGUAGAUUCCUUUUGGUAUCUCUGAAUUCUCAUUUACCGUCACUUCCUCUGCCCAUUAAUCCCCUUCCUAUAUAUAUAGAGAGAGAGAUAUACAUCAUAUCAUAUUUUUGUCAUCAUCAACUUUUCCAUCAAUGUAUCACGAAACUAGGUUUUUCAAUUUCAACCCAUAGGCAUAGAUUUUGGGGUUUCAAUUGGAUGAUGUAGAUUCUAGGGAUUUCGUUCAUUUUUUGAAAAAAAUAUUAUUUUUGUGGUGAUUUUAUUCUGCCACACAAAUUUGGGAGUUUUGGAUGAUUGGAGUGGUAUAUUUUGGUGGAUCUGAUGGUUGUUUGGAGAUUUAAGCUUUGGAUGACAGAUUGGAGAAGAAUUUGAUACUUUUGUUCUGAAAUGGUGAAUUAUUUGGUUGAAAUAUUCGAAUAAGAAAGAGUGUAUAAAAGUGUGUUAUAUUAGAGUUUGGAAGGUAAUUUCGAUUUUGAGGAUUUAAUUAUGGAUCAUGUGAUUGGUAGCAAGUUUAAGCUUGGGAGGAAGAUCGGUAGUGGAUCCUUCGGCGAGCUCUAUUUGGGAGUUAAUGUACAAAAUGGCGAAGAAGUUGCUGUGAAGCUGGAAUCAGUUAAGACAAAACACCCUCAGCUUCAAUAUGAAUCAAAAUUGUACAUGCUUCUUCAGGGAGGAACUGGUAUCCCCCACUUCAAAUGGUUUGGAGUUGAAGGUGAAUUCAAUGCCAUGGUCAUUGACCUUCUUGGGCCAAGCCUAGAAGACUUGUUCAAUUAUUGUAAUAGGAAGCUCACAUUGAAAACAGUUUUAAUGCUUGCAGAUCAAUUAAUUAAUAGAGUUGAAUAUAUGCACUCAAGAGGUUUUCUUCACCGUGAUAUAAAGCCUGACAACUUUUUAAUGGGUUUAGGGCGCAAAGCAAAUCAGGUGUAUGUCAUUGACUAUGGUCUUGCAAAAAAAUAUAGGGAUCUUCAAACACAUAAGCACAUACCGUACAGGGAGAACAAAAAUCUCACCGGCACAGCUCGUUACGCAAGCGUUAACACCCACCUUGGUGUUGAGCAAAGCAGACGGGAUGAUCUGGAAUCUCUUGGUUACGUCCUUGUGUACUUUCUGAGGGGAAGCCUUCCCUGGCAGGGUUUAAAAGCCGGCACUAAAAAGCAAAAAUACGACAAAAUCAGUGAAAAGAAGAUGCUUACUCCCAUAGAGGUGCUUUGCAAAUCUUAUCCAUCGGAAUUUAUAUCAUACUUCCACUAUUGUCGAUCAUUGCGGUUUGAUGACAAACCAGAUUAUUCAUACCUGAAGAGGCUUUUCCGGGACCUGUUUAUUCGAGAAGGUUAUCAAUUUGAUUAUGUAUUUGACUGGACUAUAUUGAAGUAUCCUCAGAUUGGUUUCAGUUCGAGAGGAAGGCAGCCGACUGGAAAAUUAGCUUUGAACCCAGGACCAUCUGUGGAAAGAAGAGCCAAAACCCCAGUGAGACAAGAGAAUCGAGACAGAUUCUCUGGUGCAGUCGAGGCAUUUGCCAAAAGAAAUGGUUCUGGUGCUGGCUUGAAUGCGGAUAACUCAAGGCACAGGUCUUCAGAGGACAUACCAUCGUCAAAGGAAGUGCAAGUUGAUUCUGAAAGAGGACGCAUCUCUCGGCCUGUCAGUACUUCAAAGAGAGCUCUCGUGUCAAGCAGCCGGCCAAGCUCCUCUGGUGAACCUAGUGAAAAUAGACCCAGCAGGCUGGGCUCCAGCAGUGGUCGUCUGUCCACUACCCAAAGGAUCCAACCUGGGAUCGAAUCCAAAUCAUCAUCUUUCAGUCGUGCUGCAGCCACAAGAGGCAGCCGUGAUGAGACUCUUCGGAGCUUUGAGCUGCUAACCAUUGGCACUGGGAGAAGGAAAUAAGCGGUCUUCUUAGGUCAGGACAAUGUCUUAUCCUUGGCUUUUAUCAAGGUCGUAGUACCCUUGCACUCUUAGCCCGGAUACUAAAUAUACGCCAAUAGUUGUUGAAUUUCAUUCACAGCCAAACCUCAGCGUAAAUUUGUCCUUACUUGCUCGUUGCUGAUUCUUCCUCAAGGAAGAGAUCAAACAUCUCAUUUUAGGGAAAAUUGUUUGCAUUUCAGACCAUGUUAUUGUAAUCGAAUACUUUGUGUUGUACUAAUAGAAACUUGGCUUCGAAACAAGCGAGUGAUUUUUCUCUGUGCAAUGAUAUUUGUCGAUGUGUAAUCUGUU